This is a messenger RNA of Peniophora sp. CBMAI 1063, 3351 nucleotides long. The record is from the annotation of a GenBank genome assembly. NCBI's taxonomy places the organism in Eukaryota, Fungi, Basidiomycota, Agaricomycetes, Russulales, Peniophoraceae.
AUGGCAGCGCCGCCAUCCGAAACACCUUCUCGCAUCGUCCGGCGCACUUCUCUCUCGACCUCCAAACCUCGGACUGGCUCCGUUUCGACCGUGACCCCGCUCUCUGUUUCAACGAACUCCCGCGCAGGCAACAUCAGUCGCACGAACUCUACUGGUCCCACGAGCUUUAAUGCUGCGAAUAAGCUCAGUCUCGAUACCAAGGCUGGCAGUGUAAGCGGCGCGCGCUCGCCGAGCGUCAGUGUCGCGAACAGGCGGCUGAGCGCGAUUCCCACCGCUGGAUCGACGACCGGCUCGCGCUCGCCUAACAAGCGCAUGUCCAUGCCCACAGGCGUAGGAUCACCCUCUCCCGCACCACGCAUCUCGUCAUCAGCUUCGACGGCAUCCGCUUCACUAUCGAGUAAUAGGCGGCACACCCUCCUCGUGCCUUCUCGCUCGAACUCGAACUCUACCUCGAACUCGCUCUCUACUUCUUCCACGGCGUCUUCGGCAUCUUCGCUGCGCUCGGCAUUCUCUAUGAGGGAUCUGGAGAGGGAGAGGGAGGAGGAUAUUGAGCCGCCCAGUCCCGUUACGGCUGUGCCCAUUGCGCCGGCCACACCCCGCGCACGCGUUCGGUCACUCGGUCCUAUGGCUUCGCCUUCGAACCCUCUCGGCAUCAAGGGCAGCCCGUCGACUACCGCAAAGGUCAAGGGCAGUCCUGCAGCUGGCAAGGGCAGUCCGGCUGCCGCGAAGGGCAGUCCAGCUGCGAAGAAUAUGCCCAGUGGCCCGAGCUUUAAGCUCACGACGCCCUCGCCUCAAGCCAAGAAGCGCGCCAGCACCUCCCCAUCAGUAGUCGCACAUGCUUCCCCCGGUCAGAACGCUACGCCGCGCAAGUCCAGCGCCGGCUCUAUCGGUGUAGGUGCUUCACCGCAUAAGACACCUGGCAGCGGGCGGAAGAGCAAAGGCAGCGGCGCGAGUGUAAUUGCGUUCCCUGGCGAAGAGGACGCGGAUAUGACCAUGACGCUUGGGAGUAGCGUCAUGAGUGGGAUGGAUGGGAGCAUUUGGGAUGGUGGAGAGGAUGAUGGGAUGACGCUUGAGAUGGUUACCGAGGAAGGCGAGGGCGGCGUUGACGAGGAGUUCCAAGCUGCGCUCGAUGAGCUCGCAGACCAACACGCUCGAGCUUUACAGCGCUAUCGACGUCUACUUGAGCGGACCCAGGCGAGCAGCGCUGCUCAACUCCACGCGAUGCAAGCCGAGAUACGCCUUCUCCGCGCCCAAGCCGACCCAUCCAGCAACACUCAACAAAUCGGUUCAGGCGAUGAGUGGUGUACAUGCGGCGGGAAGAAGCGUGGCGGUUACUGGGGCGGGUAUGCAGGCGAUGGCGAGGAAGGCGGCGAGGGCACCGAUCUAUUGACAGCGCUGAGAGGACGCGAUGGGGAGUUCGAUGAGUACGCCGUCCGACGCGCCGUGCGUGGACUCAGCCGCGAAGAACGUAUGAGGCUCAUGGCAAUUAUUCUUGACUCUGCGCUUCCGGGCGAUAUCCGCCUCCAAAUCCUCCUCCUCGAGAAGUACGCCAAGAGCACAUUCGACAUCAUCGGCUCGCUCGCACCACCAUUGGCCUUCGGUGUACUCAAAUGGCUCAACGUGCGCGAGCUCUUGGCCGUCGAAACGGUGUCGAAGAAGUGGCAACAAGCAGUACACAUGCCUGCGCUCUGGCGCGCCCAUUGUCUACGCAUAACCGCGUCGGAUCCCGUCCCUGUUCGUGCGCCGAAGACGCCUGAGGGCUGGGAACCGCUGUACCGCAGCUUGCACCAUCGUGAAGCCAACUUCCUCCACGCUCUCCCGCAGAACAUCCGAUUCCUACCUGGCCAUACGAACUUUGUCACUACACUACUUCUGCGUGGCAAGAGGCUUAUCAGUGGUAGCUAUGACGAGUCUAUCCGGUUCUGGGACGUCACAACGGGCCAAUGCACGCGCGUGUUGCAGGUCAAGAAGCCUGUGUCGUGCGUAGACUUCUUGGCCGAGGAAGAAGUGUUUGUUGUCGGGUUCCACGACGUUGGACGCGUGCACCUAUUCUCAUCUCUCACCUUCGCACCGCUGCAGCAGCUCGCGGGUCAUCUCAAUGGUAUCCGUGCCGUCGCACUCUCUUCGACAAACCUCGUGUCAGCUGGUGCGGACAAGGCGCUCGUAUGCUGGGAUUGGAGGGCGGGGAGCAAGAUCGUGCGGUUUGGGCAGCAGACCACGGUCAGCAUCGGUGUGCAACUCGUCAAGAGCGGCGGCGAGGAGGGCGAGCGCGUUGUCAGUGUCACCAUUGACGGCGUCGUGCGCGUAUUCAGCAUUAAGCGCCGCGAGAUGAUCAGCCAGUUCAAGCUCUCUGAGCUCGGCGGGUCUGAUCCGAUCGUCAAUGCGCGCCUAUUCAACGUGGGACGGGCGCCUAACGACAUGCUGCAAUGGUUCGCCGCGCGUGGAAGCGUCAUGACGUGUGCGACGAAGUCCGUCAUUCUGCACCUGCAAUGGACCGAAGCCGAGGAGUCGACCCCCACUACAGCGACCUCCCCUCCGCCAUCAGCAUUCGGCGCCUCUACAUCCAUCCGCCCACGCACGCUCUCUGCGCUCUCACGCAGCACAUCUUCAAUGAGCACACCCUCGCGCAAAUCCAUAACACCGAGCUCACUCUCCCCAUCUCCCGGUCCACUCCCCUCGCCACCCAUCUCGACGCGGCCAGGCGCCGGCGGCCCGCGCCGGUCCGCACUCAACCUGUCAACCUCCUCGCGCGCAAGUAUGGGCGGCCCGCAAAGUCCUAGUGCAAACCCGCCGCCGAGCGCGAGUUUGGGGCUGAGAGCGGCGGUGUUGACUGCGCCACCGAAAUUGGUUGCUGUUGUUGAGACACCCGAUGUCGCUAUUGGCGCUGUGGAUGCGAGCAAGAGGAGGGUCGUUACCGCUACGAGGUUUAGUUCGCGCGCGGGCGCCGACCGCCGGAUGUUCAUGUCGACUCACCGCGACCGCGAACCUCUGCGCCAAGCCGAAGACUCCGAUUCAGACGACGAAACGAGCAGCGGCGGGACCAACUCCGACAAGAAACUUCUCAGCGAGCCCGUCGCGCUCGACACUGAGAUCCGCGCACUCGGCGGCGCAUGGCGCGUGCUCGCGCCAGGACCGGGCGCCGCGAACAGCAUGAAGGGUUUGAUGAGCGGAUUGCCGAAUAAGUUCGCGGGGCUGGCGACGCCGGAGAAGAAUCCGAUGAGCAUGCAGCUUACGCAUGAAGAGGUUGUCGUUGGGUGUGCGGAUGGGACCAUAUACGUCAUGAGCUUUGUCGGGUACGAGUACCCGCUGUGCGAUGAACCGGAGCCGGAGCCCGUCUUCGCUGAGGUGUGA